CUUUCCUUUAUCGUUCCCUCUUAUUUUUCUUCAUUUCUAAAUAAUAUUUUUAAAAGCUGUGUCCGUUUGGACAUUAAUAUUGCCUUUUUCUUGUAAUCCACAUCCUUAUAAUAUCUCGUGACAGUCUACCCGCGCAACUAACAGCAAAAUUAUCGAUGAAGUGUGUUCGUGUUGUCGACCCCGCCGACUUUGAUAAUAUAGUCAAUGCUGCUGUUGAUGAAUCCAGCGCUGUGUUUGUACUGUUUUUUGGUCGCGAGAGCCCAGACACCAAUCUUUCAUGGUGCCCCGAUUGCGUCAUUGCGGAUCCCGAAGUGCGCAGGGCUGUCAGCAGUGUCGAAAAUUCGAUUUUGCUAGAGGUUCCUAUUGAUCGCAAGUCCGACAUUCAGAGUCCGUUCAAUGUUUUCCGCGAUCGAGCCGAUACCAAAGUUGAAAGGAUUCCGAUGCUGCUGCGCUGGACUGCCGGUGGUCCCUCUGCCACACGACUCGUAGAGGACGACUGCACAGUGAAUAGGAUCAAAGAGUACAUCAAGAGCACAGGCCAACAGUAGACAGCCACAUACUAGGUUUCAUUUGUAAACCUAAUUCAAAAAUUCAAAAAUUCAAAUUGGUUAGCCCACCCUGUCAUUCGUAACCAAAAAUGUCACCCCGCAUAUUUUCUGGGUUAUUGGUUAUUGCCAAUGCUCAGGGUGCAAUCACAUUCUUUCAUUACAUCAAUCGAUUAAUAGAUUGGUCGGCAAAAUUCACCAUACCAAUACAAGAGAAAUAUG
Messenger RNA from Kickxella alabastrina, 767 nucleotides. RefSeq lists its product as uncharacterized. Bases 156 to 548 code for a protein of 130 amino acids. Gene Ontology annotation, cellular component: cytosol. The transcript has a single exon. Gene Ontology annotation, molecular function: protein-disulfide reductase [NAD(P)H] activity. The record is from RefSeq and is a predicted model, not a curated record. NCBI's taxonomy places the organism in Eukaryota, Fungi, Kickxellomycota, Kickxellomycetes, Kickxellales, Kickxellaceae.